CAACCACCGACGAGCAGCUUCGCUCUUGUUUUCCUCUUCUCUCGUAUCGACCUUCGAUUCUAUCAACUUCACGCGUCUUCGUCGUCACUCCUUCGCCGUUUUUGAUUAUUCUCAUCACAUUCCUUUGCUUUCAGAGCUUGCAUCAGUUGCAUCAUAUUCGCAGCCCGAGUGUGGAAUGCCAGUUAAUUUCAAGUCCGACCACCGUCUGUUAUCCUCGAUCUUUGCCCGAACAACGCCAGUGGUAUGCAUUCCUGCUAUCAGAGACUCAUGACCGGAUACCCAAGCCAUGGAUGAUGCAGCCCAUGCUCAUCCUCACUCGCCCGCCGCCACUCUCGUACGCCCUCGGUCCACUACCGCUCUAGGCCUGUAUGAGCAACAAACAAACCAAACAGCUCCUCUUUCUGUUCCUCAUAAUCGCCAGCAACGCCUGUUGAAUACUCGCCAUGCAAGAUUUUCCGCUCAGACAUUAUCUGUAAAUGGUAUUACCAUACCCUUCCCUCGCCUAGGAAAGCCCACCGAAAACGAAAACCUUCACUACACAACGCCACGAAUGGUCAAGCGACAGGAUUCUGGAGAGUCGACAGAAAGAUCGCAAGAUGUGAGCACCGUGUCACCGAGAUCCUCUAUUCUGAACGAGAUCACGAAUUCAUCCAGUUACCGUGAACGAAGUUUGCAGAGAAGAGGUCCGAUCCCCAUCUUCCAAGACAACCCGGGCAAGAAUAGCAUGGAUAGUGGAAAACAACACACCCCUUCCAUAUACCAGGAUCCCUCUAGUGAAUUUCAAACACCCUCUGUUACUGGUUCUGGGUCAACCCCGGAGUCUACCGCGAUGGGCCUUAGAGAGGUCUCGGUUAAUCUCCACAGGAUGUCGCCUCGCAAGGAUUCUCCAUUUCGCUCUAUUCGAAGUGGUUCUCGUCGUCGGACCUCUCAUGCCAAACCUCGAUUCAACUCGGAAGAGUAUAUCGAUCACAUUGAAAAUGAGUUGCAGAUGGUCAAAGAUGCCAUGUAUUCUCCCACAACCAAUACUUCGUGGAAGGAAAAACUCAAGAAGGCGACGGAUGAGAAUGUGCGACUCAGGAAGGAGAUGGAAACCAUGAGGACUUCGUUCGAAUUGGAAUUACAAAAUACUGUCGAAAGGGCAGCGGCGACUGAACUGCACCUGAAGAGGAAGAUUAAGGAUCUCGAGGACGAGGUUGGGCUAAAGCAAACUCUUAUCCAAGACCUAGAGAUUGAUAGGGAGGAAAAGAAGGUGGACCAGACCACUUUCGAAGUUCUCAGAGCGAGACUUGACCGACUGGAAGAAGAGAAAGCAAGCCUGGGGGCCACCAAUCUUGACAUGAUGAAGCGGAAUGAAGUCUUGACUCAAUUACUGGCGCUCUCGCCUACGAAAACACAGCACACCUUUGAGCUUCCCACUCCUCGAAGACGAAGUGCACGGCCUAUGUCUAUGAUCGUCCCACGAGCACCAACGUCUCCUCCGACUCGGACACCAAUGAGUAGGCCACAAUCAGUUCUGAUCUCGCCCGCUCUUCCCAUUGCCGACUACUUCCCCUUCAACACUGCUUCCUCACCUGAUGUUGCAUCUUCCUGCGGUAUCACUCCAGCCUCUCCAAAAGUUCCCGAUGAUACGGACUCGGUUCGGUCUGGAUCCAGCACUUCCUACUCCCGGCUCACAAAUGCACAUUCUCGACGCCCGACCAAUAUGUCCCAAGCCUCGAGUAGCCCAGAUUCUGCGAAUCCUUCGGACGCCAGACCCUCGCAACCAACACGCCAACCUUCAAAACGGAGACCACGGAGGUUCAUGCCCGGUUCUACUCAGCUGAAGCCUUUGCUCUUAUCGACUUUCACGGCUGACAAUGGGAAUAUGCCUUCGACAUCGCCAAUGACUUCACCAAAGCGGACAUUACCCACGCCACUGCCCUGCGGAUCAUCUCACAUACCGCGAAGCCAUCAUACCACGAUAUCCCAGAGCACGACUGGAGACAUCAUGGGAAGUAGCGCUCCGAUCAGCCCGAUCAGUGAGGUAAUUGGUCAACCGGGGCCUUCCUUUCAGAGAUUGGACGAGGUUUUUGACCAGCACGAGGAACGUCUUCGCUCUGAGGCCAUAAAUGAGGCACUUGCGAAACUCACCCAAGGCCCUGACGAGGCUGAGUACAACACGCCAGUACAAUCCAAAGACGUCGAGAUGAUUGUCAAGGCUUCAAGCUCUGGCACCCCAAAGUCUUGUCCACGGGUCGACUCUUGGCUACUACGAACCUCCAUACCGACAUCCGAAGGUGAAGAGUCUGCCUACGAGGCUGACAUUGAUGGCGGAGAUAACAUCAUCACCAGUAUUCUCGCAGGAGAUUUGGACAGUCCAAAGCCUCCUUCACGACGACAUCUGGAACACGAUGUUGACAUUCCACGACCCUUGUUUUCAAUGGAGCAAGAAAUCCCAAUUGGGCCAAUACGCUCCCCAUCAUAUUACAAUGAGUCACCUUUGAAUCCUCGGCAGCGUCACAAAGCUAUCUUGGGCAACAAGGACAGGACCUCGGGGAGUUUCAAGGCUCGUGAGAAGGCUUUGAAGAGAGCAAGCAUGCCUGAGAGAACAAGACAGGCUCUACAUACAGACUUCAUUGUGGAGCGGGAAGUUGGUGACAACACAGAUCAGCAACGACAGUUGCCAAAGCGAGGCCGCAAUACCGCUCGCCCACGAAACCCUCUAGAGCUUCUUCAGCAGCGAAAUAUAGGCUCGCGGACAUUGGCAGCCAUAACCAUUCGCACUGUCUACGCGACAUUGACAAGGUACACCUCAUAUGUGCGGAGCUUCAGGAAAGACCCUCUUGCCCUCGCCCGUCGUGUUAUUGCAAAUGCAUGGCGAGCCAACUGGGGAGCGUUUGGCAAACUCAGUUGGUGGGUUCUUGGAUUAUUCCUUGGGCAUCGAAGUAUUGGCUAUGAGGAGUCUGAAUGGAAUUGGGAACAAUAUGAUGGCGAGAGCAUAGCCAAUAGGUAUUGCGAACAUCCCUCUGCAACAAUUGAGUCGGACACCAAGCCAGACGAACUGUCGACAUCCUCCGACAAACAAAAUGACGCUGUCUGUGGAAGUGACCCGACUUGUGAAACCAAUAAAUGUACGACGAAACCAAGCGGUCCUGGCUGGGGCCAAUCUUUAUAUCUUUGGGGCAAAUUCAGUGUUGCCAUCAUGCUUGCUGUUGGUGGAGCCAUUGUCAAAGGACCCGCAGAGAUGUUACGAGACACUGAAGACCAAAAGAGAUCGCGGCAACAUGGUACAGUCGACGAGGGUCGGUUACGUGGACCGGGUCAACAAACGUCACAAGACGACACAUGUCUCAAAUCCUCAGGGCAGGACAAUCACGCACACUCUCGUGGAUUUACAUCUGGCCUUGAACCACCUCCAUCCGAUCAUACCAUUCGCCGACGCCGAAGCCAUAGCUCACCUACACCUGCGCCGCGAGGCCUUCGAAACGACCCUUCGUGUAUUGAACGCGAAGACACGAUCAGUGUGACCCGACCGCAUGAGCUAGCUACAGCUGAUGAACCCUCAGCUCUCGACCAUUGUCAACAAAUUCACGACGAGACCUUGAAGCCAACAAGGAGCAAUCGUAUGACAGUAUUUAUGGAUGCACUUAUGGAGCAGGACAACAGUGACAUGCAGUUACUGCAGCUGGCCGACCAUGGUUGAGCUGAUCAAACUUUUACACGAGAGUACGGCCACUUCACGAUUUUGAGCAACCCCUGAAAGACGACCUUGAUAUAACGUCUGACGCUCGGGAAGGAGAUCUAUUUGUAUGAGUAAUGACUUUAUGAAUUGCGCUUUGUUAUUACCCUGCAGGAUGAGAUAAUAUUGCACAUGAACACAUUUUGUAUGAUACGACGAGGCGAGGAUGGGGCGUGGAACGUGGAACGUGGAACGUGGAUGAUGAUAUGUGUUAAUGAAGGAGCAUGCAGAAGAUAGGCAGCGCAUGAUUACCUACUCGAAUAAAUCGUGCUCAUAAUUCUACCG
Molecule: messenger RNA, 4003 nt
Organism: Exophiala oligosperma
Lineage: Eukaryota; Fungi; Ascomycota; Eurotiomycetes; Chaetothyriales; Herpotrichiellaceae
Exons: 1
Coding region: 287-3682 (1131 amino acids)
Source: RefSeq, a predicted model, not a curated record